Molecule: messenger RNA, 1068 nt
Organism: Zygotorulaspora mrakii
Lineage: Eukaryota; Fungi; Ascomycota; Saccharomycetes; Saccharomycetales; Saccharomycetaceae
Gene: VAM7
Product: Vam7p
Exons: 1
Coding region: 1-1068 (355 amino acids)
Cellular component (GO): intracellular membrane-bounded organelle
Molecular function (GO): phosphatidylinositol binding
Source: RefSeq, a predicted model, not a curated record
AUGGUGCAUCGAGGGAGUGAGGUUGAUGUAGUUUUUGAUGACGUUCGAAUCAUCAACGAGUCGUAUGCAUUGUAUGGUGUGAACGUCAAAAUAACGCGAGCUGGUGAAAACAGUGUCAGACAGACGUUUGAGCAACAUGUAUUCAGACGCUAUUCAGAAUUCUGGGAUUUGAAAAAUAAAUUAGAGAAAGAAUUCCGAACAGAGCUGCCUUAUGAUCUACCAAAUCGUGGAUUUGGUUUAUGGUCGAAAAAUAAACUUUCAUCUGAAGUUAUCGAGUCACGGAAGAAUAAACUCGCAAAAUUCUUGCGCGAUAUGCUUAACGAUUCUUUUGAUACUAAGUGGAAAAAUUCACCUCUAGUGGCAAGCUUCCUUAAACUACCUGCUGGUUGGAAUGAAACUAAUGCACACGUAACCCCUAACCAAAUCGACGACAGAACUGAUCUGGAUUUAGGCGAUCCGUCUCAGUGGAUGAUAAGCUUCAGAGAUUCAAAGACACUUCUGUCUCAGUGUAAGAAGGACGGCAGCUCUGAUAAUACAAGAAAUUUAAUGAAACUACGAUUGUCCCUUUACCAGUUGGAAAAUGCACUUGACGCAACACGGCGUUCUCGGCUACUCAACGAAACAGAACUGAAUAGACGCCACAGCUUGCUGCAAGCACUAAAAUCAGAUAUUAAUGAAAUGGCCUUACACUCAGGUCUGGGUAAAAUCACCUCAAAUGAUGCAGUUGAUAUCGGCAACGAGAAGACAGUUUUAUUCACUGGUGUUGCAAAGCCGAAGUCUCCAAAAAAACCGUUAGCUGGUAGAAGGAGAAUCGGAGAAACUGAAGAAACACUGCAGCUGAAUAAGCAACAACUUUUGCAGCUUCAUAAGGACAAAAUUGCGGAGCAAGAUCAAGAAUUAGGGCAAAUGCAUAUGAUUAUUCAACGCCAAAAAGCACUCUCGCUCGAGAUGAACCAAGAAUUAUCUCAACAAAAUGAUCUCUUGGAUCUUCUCGGUAAUGACAUAGACAAUACUUCUUCGAAGUUACGCACUGCUAAUAGAAGAGCAAAACAAUUUAAUAGUGAUUGA